Molecule: messenger RNA, 2335 nt
Organism: Photinus pyralis (common eastern firefly)
Lineage: Eukaryota; Metazoa; Arthropoda; Insecta; Coleoptera; Lampyridae
Exons: 4
Coding region: 498-1157 (219 amino acids)
Source: RefSeq, a predicted model, not a curated record
UGAAUGCAAUUGCUAUACAUUUUUCACAAAUCACUACUUCCAAUUUUUUGCACGGUGGAAAUUCAAAUAUGAUUAACAUCUAGUUCACAUUAGACUCUGGGAAAUUGUAUGUUUUGAUUUAAUUUGGAAUUUGUCAAUUGCAAAUUUGCACGUGGACACCAAAAGCCUGAGGACAUUAGUAACCUUCACUGGACUUUGGCUGGAAAAUGUAGACAACACCUAAAAACCCUUUGCCUUAUUCUUUACGGUCGUCGGAGAAAGGUGUGUCAAAGUAAUGACUUUUCCAAAAAUGUCAACGAUCACCGCGGAGAUCGAAAACUUGGCUAGAAGUUUAGUAACCGCGGCCUUUCCCAAUCGUAUCAACUGCCCAAUCGAACUAUCAGGAAGCAUUUUGGAAAAUGGCGAAAAUUUUCAAGGGAUAAUCUACCCGUAGACUAUCCCCACGCUUCGCUUGUUAUGAGGGAAAUGGUAAUUUUCAGGGGCCCUUACUAAAGGGCAUGACUAGAUUGAUCAGUGACGUGCUGAACUCGUAUUCUCCGCACCAAAAUGAAAAGGAGCAGAGGGCUUUAGAGGAAUUCGCAAGAGAUUCAUCAAUCAUUUACAAGAGCGGCCUUGUUAUUAGCAGCGAUGAUAAAAAAUAUGCCGUUGAGGCACACGGUGAUAUGGAAUUACGGAACCUUCUCUUAAAGUACGGGCGUUCUGAUGACCCCGAACACCCCACCGAACUGUGCAUAUUGGAUUGGCAAUUGAUGCGUGUCGCUUCGCCGGCUUUAGAUGUACUGUUUUUUCUUUUCCUAAGCAGUGACGGGGAGUUGAGAAAACAGUAUUACACAAAACUAAUAGACGAAUACUAUGAUAGCCUCUCAUCGUUCUUACGAGAACUCGGAAGCGAUCCUGAGGUUCUCCUUCCGUUUCCAAUCUUAUUAGAGCAUCUACGGAAGCUUUCGGGGUUUGUGUUGCUCAUUGCGAUUUGGCUACUAGCGACAAAUAUGAAAGAGAGCGAUGACGUUCCGGAUUUUUUGAAUAUUGACAGUGAAGACGCCCUUGUCACAAUGAUUUCUGUUGUACCUAAGCGUGGGUAUCUCCAGAGGAUUCGAGAGCUGGUCUCUGACAUGAUUGAGUUUGAUUACCCAUUUUCCAAGCUAGUAGACCAAUGACGUACUUUAUUGUAUAUUUCAGUAUGGGUUAUGGGAUUUUUCUGCACUUACACAUUGCGGCAGUUAUAGCGGUCUAUACGGAGCCGUAUCAUGGAUUGAAAAGGAAUUUCAUUAUAAGAAAGGAUGAAUUGCAUCACCACUUGGACUUUAGUUGUUACUUACAGAUCAUCACCUGUACCAUAUCCAUCUCUACUGUUGAUAGAAGGGUGAAACGUUAGCCAUCUUCAAUAUUAUUAUUAUUGGAAUAUUAACAAAUCGAAUACCAAACCACAGUAUCCAAUUGAUUAUUAAUCUGCAAAAAAAGUUAUAAGAUUAAUUACAAAUAAGAAUGUAAUCACACUCUCGUUUCCUAUUUAAAAACAAUCAUUUAUACUAGCGCGACUCCGCAGGUUACUCCUACCCGUCUUACAGGGUGUCGUUCUAAUUACAGGGUGUAAUAGACAAUGGAAAAGUACGUGAGAUGACAAAGUGCAAAAAAACGUUGCUUUUUGCAAUGAAACCAAAAGGUUUCGAUGUUUUCCGAAGAGUUAACCGAAGAGAGAUGGCAUAAAAUAAUUCCACCUCUUGAAAUCAAACUGUUGCCACAGAUUUGGAUAUUAAGGGGGUUGACCAUCCCUUUCUUGGCGUACAAUAUUGACUUUCCAAAAAUGAACCUUUUGAAAUGUUUUAGCAAAUAUUGCAGAUAUGACCCACGGUCAGUCCUUCAUAUACAUACCACGGUGACGCACUUACUAAAAAUUCCUCCUUAUUCUUUUGGUAAUUGACUUCAAACCCUGCUCCUUUAGGGGAAUGUUUCGGAAGUAAUUCCCCCAAUGUGAUGGUCCGUUCGACUGUACCUCGCCUAACUCGAAAACGAAAAGGGACAGGGAGACGAGACAACCUUCGCCACUUGAUUUCUACAAGUUCAUCGAUCAAUACUAUUGAAUAGGAGCCGGAUUAAAAGUCGUAUUUCCGAAUGCGCGUUGUCAUUCUACUGAAAAUUGUGGGCACUUCUUCGUAUAUCAUUUUAAAUAAGUAAUCACGGAAUUACCAUGAAAUGCGGAUAUAUUGACGACAAAAACAAUCAUGAAAUCGAUCCAACUUACAACCCCGUUUUGCAAGUAGGUAAAUUUUUGUGCCCACGGUUUUUUGUGAAUUACCAUUAAUUUAAAUUCAAAGUUAAUAAUAACCAACGACCA